GCGAGAAAGCAGCAGAAUUUCAAACAGGUGCGUUGCAGCAGCAGCAGUUGCCUGAGCUAAGCCCAACCUCGCCAUGUCUGGGGAGCUGGAGAUCAUGGAAUCGCAGGUGAUGUGGGAGCCGGACUCCAAGCGCAACACCAAUAUGGACCAGUUCCGGGCAGCGGUAGCUGCUGCUUACGGGAUUCCCCUGGCCAACUACAAUGAAUUGUACCAUUGGUCGGUGAAUCACUAUGCAGAUUUCUGGGCAGAAUUUUGGAAGUUUAGUGGGAUUGUCUUCUCCCGUCUUUAUGAUGAGGUGAUUGACCCUUCCAAGGGCAUUGCAGAUGUUCCGGAGUGGUUUAAAGGCAGCAGGUUGAACUAUGCAGAAAACCUCUUAAAGCACAAAGAAAAUGAUAAAAUUGCGCUCUAUGCUGCACAGGAAGGCAAGGAAGAGAUCGUGAAGGUGACUUUUGAAGAGCUAAGGCAGCAGGUCGCUCUCUUCGCAGCAGCCAUGAGGAAGAUGGGGGUGCAAACAGGAGACAGAGUUGUCGGCUACUUGCCCAAUGGCAUCCAUGCGGUAGAAGCAAUGUUGGCCGCAGCGAGCAUUGGCGCCAUCUGGAGUGCAACGUCGCCGGACUUUGGCAUCAAUGGUGUACUGGACAGAUUUUCGCAAAUUCAGCCCAAGUUGAUCUUUUCUGUUGAAGCUGUCAUUUACAACGGGAAGAAACACAAUCACUUGGAAAAGCUUCAGAACGUCGUAAAGGGACUCCCAGAUCUAAAAAAGGUAGUGGUGAUCCCAUAUGUUUCCUCGAGAGAAUCUAUAGACAUUUCCAAAAUUUCGCACAGCGUCUUUCUAGAAGACUUUCUUGCGGCAGGGAAGGGAGAUCAAGCCCCCCAGCUAGAGUUCGAACAGCUUCCUUUCAGCCACCCUCUUUUUAUUAUGUAUUCUUCUGGCACAACAGGAGCUCCGAAAUGCAUGGUUCACUCAUCAGGGGGGACGUUAAUUCAGCAUUUGAAAGAGCACCUCCUCCAUGGUAACAUGUCCAGCAGUGACAACAUCAUGUACUACACAACAACCGGUUGGAUGAUGUGGAACUGGCUGGUUUCUGCUCUCGCUGUUGGUGCAUCUGUGGUUCUAUACGACGGGUCGCCGCUCGUUCCAUCCCCCAAUGUCCUCUGGGAUUUGGUUGACCGACUAGGUAUCACCAUCCUUGGGACAGGUGCCAAAUGGCUGGCGGUGCUGGAAGAGAAGAACCUUAAACCAUGUGAAACUCAUAAUCUCCAAACGCUCCACACCAUCCUGUCAACUGGCUCACCCCUCAAGCCUCAAAGUUACGAGUACGUCUACAAACACAUAAAGAGCAGCGUUCUGCUGGGAUCCAUAUCAGGAGGCACAGAUAUAGUUUCCUGCUUUAUGGGUCAGAAUGUGUCCAUUCCAGUUUACAAAGGCGAGAUCCAGGCACGGAAUCUGGGAAUGGCAGUGGAAGCCUGGAACGAUGAAGGCAAGCCAGUUUUGGGGGAAAGUGGAGAGCUGGUCUGCACCAAGCCUAUGCCCUGCCAGCCAACACACUUUUGGAACGACGAGAAUGGAAACAAGUAUAGAAAGGCUUAUUUCUCAAGAUUUCCAGGUGUCUGGGCUCACGGCGACUAUUGCAAGAUCAACCCCAAGACAGGAGGUAUCGUCAUGCUUGGCCGCAGUGAUGGCACACUGAAUCCAAGUGGUGUGAGGUUUGGGAGUUCUGAGAUCUAUAACAUAGUGGAAGCUUUUGAGGAGGUUUCGGACAGCCUCUGCGUCCCUCAGUACAACAAAGAUGGCGAAGAAAGGGUGAUCCUUUUCCUAAAGAUGGCCACCAACCAGGAGUUCAGCCCAGAUUUGGUGAAACGCAUCAGGGAAGCGAUCCGCGUCGCACUCUCUGCCCGGCAUGUUCCCAGCCUCAUUCUGGAAACUGAAGGCAUUCCGUACACAAUAAAUGGGAAGAAAGUUGAAGUGGCUGUCAAACACGUUAUCGCUGGGAAGGAAGUGGCUCAGCGGGGCACCUUCUCCAAUCCAGAGACCCUGGACCUUUACCGAGACAUUCCUGAGCUCCAGAACUUCUGAAGGAUUCUGCCUUUUCCCCAUCUCUGUUUGCGUGUGUGCGUGUGUGGUUUUGUACUGUGUAUAUAAUAUGUAUAUGGACGCUGUAUGCAAAAGAAACUAUUUAAGUGAUGGUGCUUCUUUUGAAAAAGAAGAAACACUCUUUUGAUUUGCCAAGUGCUUCAUGAAAAGGCUUCUGGAAGGGCAGCCCUGCAAAUCUGGGUGUAUCAGCGUUGCUUUCCUUCCAGCCUAGAAGAUCUAGCUUGCCUCUUUUCAGAUGCAGCUGGGCACAGAGACUUUUUAAAUGAUCUACACUAAAAAAAAUGUGUCUUCUGGUUUGAAUUUUAUCUUUUAAAAUCGAGGAAAUAGGGUAGUAGGCAUAUAUACCGUUUGAUAAUGGUUGGAGGUGGGGCAUCUGUUUCCCCCGAGAUGCUGUUGGACUCCAAUUCCCAUCAGCCUCAACCAGCAUGGCUAAUUGUCAGGGAUUAUAGGAGUUGUAGUUCAGCAACAUCUGGAGGGCUGCAUGUUCUCAUUCCUGGUUAUGGUUUAAAACUGCUCAAGGUUCUAGGAAACUACUGGUGGCUUUUCAGUGGGAAGACUAGAAAACUGUGGGCAUGUUUCUCAUGCUUGCUUUACUGCUACUGUUCUUCACUUGAGGUUUUUUUAAGGCAAUGGGGAUGUUGAGUGUGAUAGAAAGAGUGCAUUCUCAGUGGUGAUAGUGCCCAGCAGGCUUAGAUAGCAGCAUCCUGAAGAAACGAGGGUGUUUUCCUUAGACCACACCCCCCAAUCCUCAACAGGAGACAGGGGAUUGAUAUGUCACUGACAAUUGCAUGUGGGAAAGUUUCCCAGAUGCAAGGAUGUGUUCACAAGAACUGGAUUCAGUUUAUUUUUACUUAUUCUUUUUUAAAUAAAGAGAUUGACUUA
Messenger RNA from Zootoca vivipara (common lizard), 2977 nucleotides. It is a transcript of the gene AACS, whose product is annotated as acetoacetyl-CoA synthetase. Gene Ontology annotation, molecular function: acetoacetate-CoA ligase activity. Gene Ontology annotation, biological process: positive regulation of insulin secretion; lipid metabolic process. Lineage: Eukaryota; Metazoa; Chordata; Lepidosauria; Squamata; Lacertidae. The record is from RefSeq and is a predicted model, not a curated record.